Messenger RNA from Tetrahymena thermophila SB210, 393 nucleotides. RefSeq lists its product as hypothetical. The transcript has 4 exons. NCBI's taxonomy places the organism in Eukaryota, Ciliophora, Oligohymenophorea, Hymenostomatida, Tetrahymenidae. The record is from RefSeq and is a predicted model, not a curated record.
AUGUUGAAAAAAGAUGUAUUUUUAAGAAAAGAUGUCUACACUGUUUAUUCAAGUGAGAAGCAAGAAAGAAUGAAAGUUUACUUUUAGUUAACUGAAGAAUACAAUGAGUGUAUGGAGAAAUGCACAAAUUUGACAGAUGAGUCUAAAUAAGAAUGCGUAAAUGAAUGCGAGAAAAUAUAUGAUUAAUAUGUUGACAAAUUAGAGACAAGAUAUUAAGGUGAAAAUGCAUAAAGAUUAAAUAUGGAAGUCAAGAAUCUUCCAACAUUUGAUAAAAAAAUAAGAGAAGAAAGAACAGGAUUCUUUUAUCAACUCUUCGGCUUGAGUUUCAAUGAAUUUUUAUAUGGAAAAGAUAAAAAAGCUGCUACAUAGCAAGGCGAUUUCGAAAAGCAUUGA